Molecule: messenger RNA, 1176 nt
Organism: Mauremys mutica (yellowpond turtle)
Lineage: Eukaryota; Metazoa; Chordata; Testudines; Geoemydidae
Gene: AIMP1
Product: aminoacyl tRNA synthetase complex interacting multifunctional protein 1
Exons: 8
Coding region: 168-1103 (311 amino acids)
Molecular function (GO): tRNA binding
Source: RefSeq, a predicted model, not a curated record
CGGCUUCUCCCGGUUCAUUUUUUCAAAAAUUGGAAAUUUCUCUCAUUGGGACCCUGCUUUCGCAUUCUAUAUCAUCUGUAUUUUGGCAAAGGUUAAACCUGCUUCCCCUGGAGUGAAGCCUCUGAUACUGAAAGAAGUGCAGGUUUUUAGCCCGUUCUUUGGUAAAGAUGGCAGCCAAUAAUGCAGUAUUGAACAGACUGGAGCAAAAGGGUGCAGAGGCAGAUCAAGUCAUUGAAUACCUCAAACAGCAAGUUGCUCUUCUAAAGGAGAAAGCUAUCCUGCAGGCAUCUCUCAGAGAAGAGAAGAAGCUUCGUGUAGAAAAUGCUAAACUGAAGAAAGAAAUUGAGGGUCUGAAACAGGAGCUGAUUCAGGCAGAAAUUCGGAAUGGAGUGAAACAUAUCCCAAUUCCAUCCAGUGGAACCAUUUCAGCAGCUUCAUUUUCGGAAGACUUACCACAGCCUACACCUGUCACAUCCUCUCCUUCUGGUCCCAAAGACCAAAUUAAAGGUGGAGGUGAAGAAAAGAAAAAAAAGGAGAAAGCAGAAAAAAAAGGAGAGAAGAGGGAGAAGAAGCAGCCGCUGCCAGGAGCUGGAAGUGAUGACUCCAGACCUAUGGAUGUUUCUCGUCUGGACCUUCGUGUCGGUUGUAUCAUCACUGCAAAAAAUCACCCUGAUGCGGAUUCUCUAUAUGUCGAGGAGGUGGAUGUUGGAGAAGCAAACCCAAGAACUGUUGUCAGUGGCUUAGUAAAGCAUGUGCCUCUAGAACAGAUGCAGAACCGGAUGGUAGUAUUACUCUGUAACCUGAAGCCUGCAAAGAUGAGGGGAGUGGUAUCUCAAGCAAUGGUGAUGUGUGCCAGCUCACCAGAGAAGAUUGAGAUCCUUGCUCCCCCCAGUGGGGCUGUUCCUGGAGAGAGAAUCACUUUUGAAGGUUUUCCUGGAGAACCUGAGAAGGAACUUAAUCCCAAGAAGAAGAUGUGGGAGCAGAUUCAACCUGACCUUCAUACUAAUGACCAAUGCAUUGCUACAUACAAAGGAGUUCCAUUUGAAGUGAAGGGGAAGGGGGUCUGCAGGGCUCAGACCAUGGCCAGCAGUGGAAUCAAAUAAAUAAAACUAAUUACCGAGAAACUGUUCAGAGGCUUAAAUGGAAAGCAGUGCAAGCACAAUAAAGACAUGAAUA